Molecule: messenger RNA, 2635 nt
Organism: Gasterosteus aculeatus aculeatus (three-spined stickleback)
Lineage: Eukaryota; Metazoa; Chordata; Actinopteri; Perciformes; Gasterosteidae
Gene: znf668
Product: zinc finger protein 668
Biological process (GO): regulation of transcription by RNA polymerase II
Cellular component (GO): nucleus
Molecular function (GO): RNA polymerase II transcription regulatory region sequence-specific DNA binding; DNA-binding transcription factor activity, RNA polymerase II-specific
Source: RefSeq, a predicted model, not a curated record
GAGUUUUUUUGUACAUUUAUUACGUGUCUUAUCUUGACAUUUUUAAACAUAAUACGCAUUAAAAUGUUGCACACUCGGCUUGCCGAGAGCUUUCGUCAUCAUGGUCCUAGCGCCGUCCCACACCCCGCAGCCAGUCAACAGCCAUCACCUUGUGUCCCGCGAAGCUUCUCCAGGAUUUAUCGUCCAACUGCUAAUGUCCUGAAUCAGGUGUAAUGAUGGCCUCUCCUCAGCCCGGCGCCCCCGCUGCACCGGACCAAGAGAGCCAGCGAGAGGAAGAGGUGCCUCCAAAGAAACGUGGCAGAGGCAGGCCUCCGAAAGCCAAACCGUCCUUCAAAUGCCCCGCGUGCACGGAGGCUUUCGGGAACCUGUCGGCUCUGCGGAGCCACAAGCUGUCAGCGCACGCGAAGGAAGGUCCGCAGCAGCAGCAGCAGCCGCCGCCGCCGCCACAGCAGCAGCAGCAGCACCCGUGUUCCCAGUGCACUAAAACAUUCUCCAGCAAGGCUCAACUCUCAAAGCACGAGCGCACCCACUCGGCCCAGCGCCCCUUCCAGUGUCCCGACUGUCACAAGGCCUACAAGACACCCACAGAGCUGCGCAACCACAGCCGCUCUCACACCGGGGAGAAACCCUUCGUGUGCACAGAGUGCGGCAAGGCCUUCAUGCAGGCGAUAUGCCUGAGGAUCCACAUGACGCAGCACAGCGGAGAGCGUCCGUUCUCUUGCCGCCAGUGCUCCAAGAGCUACCCGACCCUGUCCAAGCUGAAGGUGCACAUGCGCUCUCACACCGGAGAAAAGCCGUACUUCUGUGCCGAGUGCGGCAAGAGUUUCGCCGAUCCUUCGGUGUUUCGGAAGCACAGGAGGAACCACCAAGGCCACCGGCCGUACGCCUGCGACGAGUGCGGCAAGACGUACACGGAGCUGAAGGAUCUUAAAAACCACGAGCGCUCCCACACCGGAGAAAAGCCCUACCUGUGCUCCGACUGCGGCAAGGCUUUCUCCCGCUCCUCGUCCCUCGCCUGCCACCAGCGCAUCCACUCCCAGAAGAAGCCCUAUCAGUGCGAGCAGUGCGGUAAAGGCUUCACCCAGCUCUCCUCCUACCAGUCCCACCUGCGCACCCACUCCGGGGAGAAGCCGUUCCUCUGCCCGCAGUGCGGCAAGAUGUUCUCCGACCCCUCCAGCUUCCGCCGACACCAGCGAGCCCACCAAGGCUUCAAGCCGUACCCCUGCGACAAGUGCUCCAAGAGGUUCCGGCAGCCCGCCGACCUGGCCGUGCACGAGCGCGUUCACUCCGGGGAGCGGCCUUACAAAUGCCAGAGCUGCGACAAAGCCUUCGUGGCGUCCUGGGACCUGCGGCGCCACAUGCUGGUCCACACGGGCCUCAGGCCCUUCUCUUGCACCGAGUGCGACAAGUCGUUCGCCGAGCGCUCCAGCCUCAACAAGCACCGGCGCGUGCACUCCGGGGAGCGGCCUUUCAAGUGCGAGGAGUGCCUGAAGUCGUUCGUGGUGUCCUCAAGCCUGCGCAAACAUGAGAGGACUCACCUGGCUGAGCAACAACAACAACAACAACAACAACAGGAGGAGGAGGAGGAGGCAGAAGCCGGGUCGGCCUUCCCCACAGACACGACUCUCCCUCAGUUCUCCUGCACCCACUGCGACGCCACGUUCGGGAGCUGGGAUGAAGUGCAGUCGCACGAGAGCCUUCACGCGGUCGACUCCGCCCCCCCGGCCGCCGCCGCCAAGGUCGCGCCCGGCUCGCACGUCUGCGAGAGCUGCCGGGCGGAGUUCGAGCGGCCGGCGGACCUGCGGGAGCACGAGAAGCAGCACCCCAAGCCGAGGCCGCACGUCUGCGGCAGCUGCAGCAGAGGCUUCCUCAACAAAUCGGGGCUGCGUAAACACCAGAGGAUCCACUCGUCCACCAAGCCGCACAGCUGCCCUCGCUGCGGCAAGGCCUUCCUGUUCGCCGCCUACCUCCGCAAGCACCUGCGGACGCACGCCGACGCGGCCGAGCCCGCCGAGCGGCUCAGCGACCUGAACAUCAUCCACACCGACCCGCUGCCGUCUCCUCCGCCCACCGGCGAGGCGACGCCGCCCGCCGGCGCUCCGCCACCGCCGGCGGCUCCAGCGGCCGUGCCCGUGAUGGGGUAUCAGACUGUGCCGGAGUACCUGGUCAAAGACGAGGGGCUUUGAGGUCCGAGCCUGUAGCCGGGGGGUCUUCCUAGUGUUCUUUUUCAAGAAACCUUUACAAAAAAGCAGUGUUGUUUGUGUGUACUGUCAGCGCUUUGCCACUUGUUGUAUUGCCCGGACGUGUCAAAGAUGUUACGUAUGCUGGUCAUGUUUUAAAAUAUAUGCUGCGUCGCUUACUAUGGAAUCUGUUAUCGGUAAUCUCUUCAUUACCACAUGUGGUGUUGCAAACAUGUAAGCUGAUCACUCGAGUGUUUUUAUAAAGCCUUUUCUGCUAAUGUAAUUCUCCUCUGAAAUUACAUUUUUUAUCGGAACAAAGUUGUCUGUUUCACCGCGUAAGUAUUGGAAUUAUUUAAUGUAAAAUCUGUUCGGUGGAAAGAAAGGAAGUCUGUUGCAUUCCAAAAUGUUUAAUUGGAUGAGUUACAUUUUAUACAAAUAAAAAAAGAUGUGCGAGG